GGAAGUUAUCGCUGGUCUGCCGGAAAAAAGGCAGGGAACCCGGAAGUAAACAUUACCGGAUCGCUUCGUUCGUGGCGGAUGGUUUUGGCGUGCUCUGGGCCGGACUGGGGGAAGCCAUUUCAUCAUGUCGGCGGCAGCCAUAGAUACGGUUAAUGCCACACCCCUUUCGGGGUCAAAGGAGAUGAGUUUGGAGGAGCCAAAGAAGAUGACCAGAGAAGACUGGAGGAAAAAGAAGGAGCUAGAAGAGCAGAGAAAACUGGGCAAUGCUCCGGCGGAAGUUGAUGAAGAGGGAAAAGAUAUCAACCCUCAUAUCCCUCAGUACAUCUCUUCGGUUCCAUGGUACAUUGAUCCAUCAAAAAGGCCCACAUUAAAGCAUCAGAGACCACAGCCAGAGAAACAGAAGCAGUUCAGUUCCUCUGGGGAAUGGUACAAGAGAGGUGUAAAGGAGAAUGCUAUAACUACCAAGUACCGCAAAGGGGCAUGUGAAAAUUGUGGGGCCAUGACACACAAGAAGAAAGACUGCUUCGAGAGGCCAAGGCGGGUUGGAGCAAAGUUCACAGGCACUAACAUCGCCCCAGAUGAGCACAUCCAGCCCCAGCUGAUGUUUGACUACGAUGGGAAGAGGGACCGCUGGAAUGGCUACAACCCAGAAGAGCACAUGAAAAUCGUUGAGGAAUAUGCCAAAGUUGACCUGGCAAAACGAACUUUGAAAGCUCAGAAACUGCAAGAAGAGUUAGCAUCUGGAAAAUUAAUGGAACAAGCUAAUUCUCCAAAACAUCAGUGGGGAGAAGAGGAACCCAAUUCUCAGAUGGAAAAGGAUCAUAACAGUGAAGACGAGGAUGAAGACAAAUAUGCAGAUGAUAUUGACAUGCCCGGGCAGAAUUUCGACUCUAAGAGACGCAUUACUGUUCGGAAUCUCAGGAUUCGUGAAGAUAUUGCAAAAUAUUUGAGAAAUUUAGAUCCAAAUUCUGCCUAUUAUGAUCCAAAAACUAGAGCGAUGAGAGAGAAUCCCUAUGCCAAUGCAGGAAAGAAUCCAGAUGAAGUGAGUUACGCUGGAGAUAACUUUGUUAGAUACACUGGAGACACCAUUUCAAUGGCUCAAACACAGUUGUUUGCUUGGGAAGCCUACGACAAGGGAUCUGAAGUACAUCUCCAGGCAGAUCCUACAAAACUAGAGCUGCUCUAUAAGUCCUUCAAGGUCAAAAAGGAAGACUUCAAGGAGCAGCAGAAAGAAAGCAUCCUGGAAAAGUAUGGUGGCCAAGAACACUUGGAUGCUCCUCCAGCUGAGCUGCUGCUGGCCCAGACAGAAGACUAUGUGGAGUACUCCAGGCAUGGAACGGUCAUUAAAGGCCAGGAGCGGGCUGUCGCCUGCUCCAAGUAUGAGGAAGACGUGAAGAUCAAUAACCACACGCACAUCUGGGGAUCUUACUGGAAGGACGGCCGGUGGGGAUACAAAUGUUGUCACUCGUUUUUCAAGUACUCCUAUUGCACCGGAGAAGCGGGGAAGGAGAGUGUUAAUUCAGAGGAAUGUAUUAUAAGUGACACAGCUGGAGAAGAACCUGCAAAGAAACCACAGACCCUCAUGGAGCUGCAUCAGGAAAAACUAAAAGAGGAGAAGAAGAAGAAAAAGAAGAAGAAGAAACACCGAAAGAGCAGCUCCGACAGCGACGACGAGGACAGGAAGCACGAGAAACUGAAAAAGGCACUGAAUGCAGAGGAGGCCCGCCUUCUUCAUGUCAAGGAGAUCAUGCAGAUUGAUGAGCGGAAGCGGCCAUACAACAGCAUAUAUGAAACCCGGGAGCCCACUGAAGAGGAAAUGGAGGCCUACAGAAUGAAACGGCAGAGGCCAGACGACCCCAUGGCCUCUUUCCUGGGACAGUAGUAACUAGUCAGGAUGGGAUACAUACACAGCAUGUUCAUUCCGGCUCCUUCCUGACUCUUGAUAGAAAGUCCUUGUCCUUUCUUUCUGCUGUCUGACAUUAAUAAAGCUUUCCAAAGUCUCAGAAUUGUUCUCCACAGUCAAGAAACAAAGUGAGUAAGAAAGAUCAUACAUUUGUGGGUUGGGAUUAAACAUCAUCCAUUCUAAUUAGAUUAGGGAAGAGACUUUGGCUGUCUUCCUCGCAAGAGUGUCCUUCAGAGCCUGGCACAGUGGCUCAAGCCUGUGAUGCCAGCACCUGAGAGUGGAGUCAGGGAGCAAGAGUUCAAGGUCAGCCGAGUGUGGUGGUACACACCUGUAAUCCUAGCAGAGAUUGUGCCAGAGCCACCCUCAGCUACAGUGCAAGCUUGAGACCAGCCUACGCCAUGUGAGACUUUGUCUCAAUGAAUAAGAGUUUGAAGCUGUGCUAGGCUACAAAGCAAGAUGGCCUCAAAUUUAAGAAAAAAUAGAAGUCACCUGUCCCAUAGUUAGGUCUCAAGCUGUGUACAGUCUCUGGUCUUCUAUACAGCAGCACCAUGGUGGAGGCAGGGCCUCACCCUACAGCCAGAGCUCCUCAGUUCCUAACCUCAAGGAGUGACAUCACUAGUAAUUUAUCUCAAUAAUUGCAGUUUUUUAUAGAAUUCUAUUCAUUUUAAUGCCUUUUAGGAUUUUCUUGGUUUCAAACAACAACAAAUAUUCUGCCUUCGUCUGCAUCACCAGAAGGAAAUCUAUAAGGCAUGUAAAUAUCUGUGUUCCCCAUAAUCUGAAUAAUAAAUCUAUUUUUCACUUGGUUGUUAAA
Molecule: messenger RNA, 2714 nt
Organism: Alexandromys fortis (reed vole)
Lineage: Eukaryota; Metazoa; Chordata; Mammalia; Rodentia; Cricetidae
Gene: Slu7
Product: SLU7 homolog, splicing factor
Exons: 16
Coding region: 125-1882 (585 amino acids)
Biological process (GO): mRNA splicing, via spliceosome
Cellular component (GO): spliceosomal complex
Molecular function (GO): pre-mRNA 3'-splice site binding
Source: RefSeq, a predicted model, not a curated record